AUCACAUCGUAUAAUGCCGCAGACGAAUCUAAAGCUAAGUAAACAUGAUCAGCAGGUGCUGGAGUCCAUUUUCAAUCCCCUAGAGCUGGGCGGCUUUCCAGGGGCGAACAGCUUCGUGCCCAGUGAAUCAGAUCUAACGGAUGGAUGUGUAGAGCCUGAAUCGGAUGCAGUCAAAGCUUCCAAGGACCUUGAGCACCGGGCUAUUUGCUCAUCCGAAAAAGGUGAUGUACCAGAAGCUCUUGAUUUGUUUCAAAAAGCCCUAAAUCUUACUGAAAGAGCCUCGGUAUUGAACAAUAGGGCCCAAACUCUGCGCCUGGCAAAAAGGGAUCAGGAGGCCAUGGAUGACUUGAACCGCGCCUUAAGCCUGGCCAACGAGCUUGAGGUUCGCACCAAGUGCCAUGCCCACUGCCAGCGCGGGAUUCUAUAUCGCAAGCUGGACAACUUGGAUGCUGCACGCUCCGAUUUCGAGGCAGCCGCUCAGUUGGGCAGCAAAUUUGCCAGAGAACAGUUGGUGGAAAUAAAUCCCUACGCUGCUCUCUGCAAUCAAAUGCUUCGUCAGGCCUUCGAUCAGCUAAAGUAGUACCAGUUCGUGGACCUAUGCUCUGAUUUGGCUAAAAGCCGAAGGGCUCGUUAACAUAAAUAAAAAUUAAUUAAGUCUGAGACGCGUUGUUGUCUGCGAUAAGGCGAGUGAGGUGGAUCGGCUGCUGGUUGCGGUGGAGAGCAUCAUGUGGCAAGCUGCAAAAAGUGGCACGUGCAGCGCAAGUGGUCUCCGUUUUAACUGGGCUUUAAACCCCAGAUCGUGAGCACUCGGGGGGCAGUUUUACACACAAACAGCAGAUGAAUUGGUCAUCGAUU
Molecule: messenger RNA, 855 nt
Organism: Drosophila bipectinata
Lineage: Eukaryota; Metazoa; Arthropoda; Insecta; Diptera; Drosophilidae
Product: tetratricopeptide repeat protein 36 homolog
Biological process (GO): cilium assembly
Molecular function (GO): protein binding
Source: RefSeq, a predicted model, not a curated record